AUGCCCGCUUCCCCCCGGCCCAGUGACCCUGAAGACUCGGCUGGACAGAAGAGACAUGGCACGUCAGGCAAGAAGAUGGGCGCGACGGACAAACAAGCGGCCAUGGACGGCAAGGACUUUGCAAAGGCAAUCGGCAUCAACAAGCCCGCAAACGUGCGCGACAAGAUAAAGCGCUGGCAGCAAGACAUCGACCCCGACGCCCACGCCUCGAGUGCGCGAGACUCGAGUACAAAGAGCGCCAGUGCAAAGGAACCCGCUGCAAAAGAACCCGCUGCCAAAGACGCCACCAGUACAAUCGACUCGGCUCCAAAAGAGACUGCCGCCCCCGCCUCCGCUCCCGCCUCCGCCCCGGCUUCCGACACCAGCGCUGUCCGCACCUCGACCACGCCCAAGGCAAAGGCGCUUGACCGCAAGCCCAACUGGAAGCCCCACCAUGAGCGCGGCAAGUCGGUCGGCGCCAGCCCAGAGCGCCCCUCGACCGCAAAGAAGAUGCCCAUCCCCCACAACGAGCUCGACGAAGACGUCCUCACCGCAACAGCCCCCAAGAAGCGCGUCAUCAGCGACUCGCAUUGGCGCAGCAAGCAGGCUCCCCCCAAAGAGGCUGCCGGCCGACCCCAGCCAAAGACCAUCCCCAACGCCUGGGUCCGCCCCUCGAGAAUUAUCCCCAAGAAGCCCGCUAGUCCCGAACUCAAACCCAUUGCCCCUCCAGCCAUACAAUCCAAUCCUCUGCUGCCUUUUGCCGAGUACAUCGGACGAAGCACAGGCCAGAGGAGGCCUCCGCCAAAGCAACGCAGACCCUCGAAACCCUCCAGCUCAGGUAGCGAUCACCAACGGCCAACAAGCAGCGGCGCCGGCAGCGGCAAAGGUGCAAAGAGCGAUGGCGGCCCCGCCUCCACAUCUCCAAAGCCCGAAAAAGAAAAGACGGAGCUGGUAAAAAUGCGCCCGAGCAGACGGCGUGCGCGCACUUCACCACGUGGUUCCUUGUCUGCAGAGGACCUUGCCCGAUACCCAUUGAAACCAGCGCGGAGAUCGGAAACAGCGCUGAGCGAGGAUCCGAACAUGGCCGUCACGGUAGAGUACGAAGAAAGCGAUGUUACAUCCCUGGUGGAGAGUAAAAUCACAUCGCCCCGAAACGAGGAACUGCGAGAGCGACGGCGCCGGCGUCGCCCGAGAAGCCAGGGCGACCGCACAGCGGAUGAAGCCCUCAGAAGUCCCCAGAAGCCCUUGCGGAGGAAGAGUCGCAGGUCGUACCCACGCACCGAAGAGGAAGCUGCCACGCCAUUGACCAUACCAUCAGCCUCGGAGACGCCUCGCACCAAGCCCUUGGGAAGCCGCUUAGAAGCCUGGCUCAGCAGCACACCCGACACCUUUGGAGAAACAAAAUCCCGCAGCAGGCGUAGGAGAUCCAAGGAUUCCACUUCCAGCACAGAACUGCCCUCGAACCUUGGAACCUCGGAGCUGACUCUGUCGACCGAGGUGACUGAGGAAAUACCUGUCAAGAAGACACGCUCGCGACGCAGGAGGAGGUCCAGGGACUCCGCUUCUUCCACAGACUUGCCUGCCACAGCCGACAGAUCAGAGGUUACCACGCCCACGCGCACAACACAAGAUGAGCCCGCCAAGGAGUCCCGGCCGAGAAGGGCGUCCAAAGAGGCACUGCGGAGGAUAUCCAGGGACUCUGUAUCCUCACUCCAUCUGCCUGCUCAAAUCGCAAAGUCAGAGAUUAGUGUCUCGACUGAAAAGUCAAAGGACGAGCCUUACGACAAGCACCGCCGCCGUAGCAGUGGUAGUGGCAGUGGCAGCAAGCAACGACGUAGUAGACAUGCCAGCCGCGAAAUGACCAUCGACACUCAAAAUCUCGAUGACGCCCAGUCCACCGUCACUUCCGAAACCAUGACCGAGUCGCAUGUACAGGACAAAGAGAGCGAAGUGUCUGUCAGCACAACACCAAGUCUGAAGCGCCGCGGAGCAAGAAGACGCAGCCAAUACUCUCCUACCAAGGGUCGAUCGAUGUCGUCUCCCCUUCGCGAAGCCACGUCUAUUGACGACAUGCCCAAGGAAGAUGAUCCAGACCAGGACGCAGUCUCAAUUGCUCCUUCGUCUGUCGAUGCUUCGCUGCCCGAUCUCAUGCCACAGCCAUUGCGUCCACGCCACAUCUUAGGCCCGCGCAAGUUCCCUUCCAGCAGCAAGCGCCUUUCCACCAUUGCCUCUCAAUCGACGCGCUCAGAUGCAAUGACUGCUGCGUCCGAGGAAACCAGAACCCAUCCACCAGCACCUGCAUCAGAAGUCGGCUCGUUCUUUAACCCCGAAACGUCGACCAUCAUUAGCCGCCAGAGCACCCGCCGGAGGAAGCUUGCCAGACAUGAGGACCUCAUGUCGGUGCUCUCCAUGCCCAAAACAGCAGGCUCCAAGAGCAUCGUUUCAGCUCGCAGCAUCCGUACCAACAGAAGCCGCCUGGCCACUGCCACUAUUGAAGACAUUAUGAAGGAGCUCGCCUCCGACGAGGCAAAAUAUAUGCGCGAGCUUCGCACCCUUGUCGAUGGUGUCAUUCCUGUUCUUCUUAGCUGCGUCCUCUCCAAAUCCGAGUCCGCCAUUGCUGCCGGGCUAUUCUCUCGCUCCCCAAAGUCGGCAGACCCAAGUGAAAUUACAAAGCCCAUUGUCGACAUGGGCGUCUGCCUGGAGCAGCUCAAGAACCUGCACAAGCGCGUCCCCAAGGAAGACUCUGACGAGCUCAUCUCAUGGGCACAAAGCGCGCAGCGUGUCUACUCCGACUACAUCUCCGUCUGGCGUCUUGGCUUCCAAGACGUGGUAAUCAGCCUCGCACCAGCGGAUGAAGAUCCCUUCAAGCCUGCCAAGGUGGUGAAUGGACCAGAGGAUGGCGCGCCAUGGGAUGAGGGCAUGCCUCGGAAUGCAGAGGGCUACGUUGUCAACAGCGACGGUGAGCGUGUUGACGUUGCCUACAUGCUUAAGCGCCCCUUGGUGCGCCUCAAGUAUCUUUCAAAGACUUUGAAGGGUAUCAACCACGUCAAGCCAUCUGACCGCGUAGAGAAGGUCUCAAGUAUCUUCCAAGACUUGGUCGUCGCUGCCCGAAAGCGGUCCAACGACGAACAAGCCCGCCUCGAAGAUGAAGCAGCGGCCAACAUCGAUCCCACCCGUGCCCGUGAUCCUCGAAGCCUCGCCCCUCUUGCGGGCGUCCGAGUUGAUCCGACACGAUGUGUGCGAGCCAGAGACCACUUCGACUUGCACUUGUAUCAUUCGACUGGUCAAGAAAUCAGCUGUCGCGUCGAGAUUCUUCUCCGCGACAAUGCUCCAGGCCAGGGAGCUGGAGGCGACGUCCUCAUCUGUGAAGUGGAUUCUACCGCGCGAUGGCUACUUCUGCCGCCAGUCCACCUCAGCAACGCCUCGGCCCGAAAUGGCGAUGUCAAGGGCGAAAUUAUCGUCAUGAUCCGAGGAAAGCAGGCCGAUGGAUCCGAAUGGAGCGAAGUCAUGUCUCUGAUAUCUGAAGAUGAACAAACUGGUUUCGAAUGGGUACAAAUGCUCGGUCUUCACCCCAUUCCCCCGCAGAUAUCCGAAGUCAGGAAGAUUCAGGCCGCGACCAGCCAAACGCAGCGCACCUCAAGCGAACAUGACUCUUCUUCCCUUCACUCGGACGCAACAGGCUCCACGCAGCAAGAAAAGAGCCGGACUCCCAGCCCGCAUGAGAUUGAUAUUCCCAUUGGCGAACAACAUACCGAAGUAUCAAAGGUAUGGCACUACGACACGCCACAAAAGCGGAAUAAAUCCCGGACAGUGUCGCCCAUUACACCGCCGAGCGGUCAUGGCUCGAUUACGAGCAACCCAUAUGACGCCAAAGACGUCUCGCAGGCAGAGCCGCGUACCCCGAUCGAGCAGAUGUUCCAGCCCGGCCCGCUCCACAGCGAUGGUGACCGAACACCCCGUGGCCUCGAUGAAGCAGUCCGCAUGGCCAAUACUGGUUCUCCGUCAAGCCUCAAACGAACAAGAGCAAAGAGGCUUUCCAAAAACCCCGCAUCCCCGCACUCUGGUCGUCCAUCCCGCCAAAUCACUCUGGACGAUCCCAAUGAAGCUGAAGAUGCCAAGCCAGCUGAGGAACUCACCAAACCUCGCAGAAAAUCAACCAAGCGACGGCCCCAGUCGCUUCCAUCUGCGCCCUCAGCUGUGUCGUCAAGCAAGGGCUUCAGUGUCUGGAUGCCAACUUCUGAGAUUGACGACUCGGACUCGGACUCGUCUGAAUCAGACAAGCGCACCAUUGCAGACUCAGAGCUGUCUCCCCCUGGCUCUCCGCCUUCACCCCAACGUCCCAAUACGCAUAGGCGAGUUUCAUCCGUUCCUUCCCUAGAGUUGCCCAACAUUCCCAGGCAAAGGAAGUCGAGCCGACCUUCGACACCCUCACAAGACACGGUACAAGAGGAAAGUGUGCGCGAAAUAUCCUCGGCACCUCCCAAGAUGCAUGGGAAGAAACACAGCAUCAUCGUCGACGAUCCUGUAGAGCCCGAGGUCCAGACUGAUCAGCAGCAGCCGCCGCCGCCUACGCCACCACAUCGGUCGCCCAGUCCAGCGAGCCCUGAAACGCUAAAGGGUUCCAACACGCCAGUACUCUUGCCAACACUGCCCGGAUUCAAGACUAAGCGUCGUUCGUCUUCGCCCUUGAAGCACGAAUACGAACCAUCGACCUGCACGGAAGAGUCAACCGAGAGCGAAGAAGACUCGGAGUCCGAAGAGGGAGAAGAAGCAGGCGAAGAAGAAGAGGAGAUCCUGACAUCCGAGUCAUCAGAAGGUGAGCUAGAUGACGACGUACCCAUGCCACUGAUGCCACUGGGAUAUCUCGGACCACGUGGAUAUACCGGGCGCUCGCACACUACAGGACGAGAGGCCAGUCGCCCGACCACAGCUGAAAAGACUGAAGAGGAGCCCAAGAAGUUCACCAAGCCCUCGCCCCCAGCGUCCAUCUACACUCUUCCCAAUGGCACCAUUACUCCUUCCCAAUCGGCGUCAAACUCACCCUACCGAGCUGUUCCUCAAAGCUCUGGAAAGGUCUCCAGGACGAUAGCAUCCCUUUUCGCCUGGUCCGAGUCUGGGAAAUGGGACAGCCUGCACCCCGACGAAUGUAGCAUUGUCGUCACGCCAGGAAAGAUUGAGGUCUUUGAGAUCUCAGAAAACCACUCCAAACCUUUCCUCGCCGACGGCGACGAGAUCAUCACUCCCGAGGGAAGUGCUCCCCUUGUUGCGGUUGAGCUUACCCCUCUGGUGCCGUUGCGCAAGUCAACGGCCAUUGAUAUCUCCAUUCGCUCGCCACCUACUGCCGAGUCGCUCCUCAAACCUGGCAACAACAUCAUGUUGCGGAGUCGCAAUGCAGCCGAAUGCACGCAGUUGUACUCUAUGAUCAACCAGGCGCGCAUCAACAACCCCACCUACAUUGCACUACAAAACGCGCGCGGCCCCUAUGGACAAUCAAGCUGGGCCGAGGCUAUGGAUCGCCAGAACGCAGCCAGAGCAAGCACCGAUGCCUCUUCUGGAUGGAUCGGUGGCACGCUGGGUAGGAGAAGCAGCUACCGGAAAUCAAGCACACGCGCAGCUUCCAUUUCGGCCGCCACGGAAUCGUCUGUCGGGACCAUGAACAGUGCCCUUCGUUCGGCACUUAGUCGUUUCUCGUUUGGCAAGAACGGCAUGUUUAGUAUUCGCAACUCAACUCUCGGAUCACGCAGCACUGGGUCGUCCCUUGACAGCCCCUCAAACUCUCGACCAGGCUCAGGCGCCUCGACUCCCAACGGUGAUGUCGCACGAGCACCUGGCGCACCACCCGGCAUCACAAACACAAAGUGCAGGCUUUACGAGCGAGAGUCACUUAAGAAAUGGCGCGAUAUGGGCAGCGCAAGGCUAACAAUCAUGCUGCCCUCGCCCGACCCAAGCAUGCCGCCGUCACCCACAAACGCACUGCAACGCGCUCCCGGCACAAGAGAUUACAGACAAGAACGACGCAUCUUGCUUACCGGGAAGAAGCACGGCGAGGUCCUUCUUGACGUCCAACUGUCAGAAACAUGCUUUGAGCGUGUAGCCCGCAGCGGUAUAGCCGUCAGCGUAUGGGAAGACAAUGUUGAUGAAGCCGGUCAAAUUGGCGGCGUAAGCAAGACGGGUGGUGUCUUGGGCGCAAGAGCAAGAGUCUUCAUGAUACAGAUGAAGAGCGAGAGGGAGUGCGCAUACUGCUUCAGCCUUUUGGGCAAGCUGAGAUAUUAGGAAUACGAAUGGCAGUGCAGGGAAGUGUGUGUAUGAGAGAGCGAGAGGGCAGAGAGAGAAGAUGACGCCGUAACGCCCAUUUCACGGCAGCAAAAACGAUGACGAUAUCCCCCGCAGCAGCAGCAAUCAUGAAGCAACAUG
This is a messenger RNA of Exserohilum turcica Et28A, 6393 nucleotides long. RefSeq lists its product as uncharacterized. The record is from RefSeq and is a predicted model, not a curated record. Bases 1 to 6252 code for a protein of 2083 amino acids. Gene Ontology annotation, cellular component: nucleus; site of double-strand break. The transcript is spliced from 2 exons. NCBI's taxonomy places the organism in Eukaryota, Fungi, Ascomycota, Dothideomycetes, Pleosporales, Pleosporaceae.